CGGGCCGCCGCCAUCUUGGAGCCCGGUGGCUGCCGGGAGCGAUGACGCUGUUACCAUGGUAACGGCGGGGCGGGCGGGACCGGGGCGGAGCUGAAGGAGCAACUUCCGGUGUGGGCGGGGCUAGGCCGGAAGUGGCAGGAGGAGCGGCCGUGGGGCUCGGGGCGCCCAGGGGGCGAUGGUGGUGCCGGGGCUGGAGCUGCCCGCGCAGGCCGUGGCCGGGAUGGUGGCCGACGUGGUGUUCGUCAUCGAGGGCACGGCCAACCUGGGGCCCUACUUCGAGUCGCUGCGCAAGCAUUACCUGCUGCCCGCCAUCGAGUACUUCAACGGCGGCCCCCCAGCUGAGACAGACUUCGGGGGAGACUACGGGGGCACCCAGUACAGCCUGGUGGUGUUCAACACGGUGGACUGCGCCCCGGAGUCUUAUGUGCAGUGUCACGCCCCCACCAGCAGCGCCUACGAGUUCGUCACCUGGCUGGACGGCAUCCAGUUUGUGGGGGGCGGCGGCGAGAGCUGCAGCCUCAUCGCCGAGGGGCUCAGCACGGCCCUGCAGCUCUUCGACGACUUCAAGAAGAUGAGGGAGCAGAUAGGCCAGACCCACAAGGUCUGCAUCCUGAUCUGCAACUCGCCCCCCUACCUGCUGCCGGCCGUGGAGAGCACCACCUACUCCGGCUACACCACCGAGAACCUGGUGCAGAAGAUCGGAGAGCGCGGGAUCCACUUCUCCGUCGUGUCCCCCCGCAAGCUGCCGGCGCUCCGGGUGCUCUUCGACAAGGCCACGCCCGGCGGGAUGCUGGAGGCCCAGCCCAAAGACUUCAGCCAGGAUCCCCGGCACAUGAUCCUCAUCCGCGGCAUGGUGCUGCCGGUAGGUGGCAGCGCAGCCUCUGGUGCCAUCCAGCCCAAGCAGGUGGUGCCCCAACCGCAGCUCCCCACCGCGCCCCCGCAGCACCCGCCGGCCCCGCAGCAGCCCCUGCCGCCCGCCGCCCAGCCCUACCAGGUCCCCCAGCCCAGCUCCCUCAACGCCGCCCAGGCUGCAGCGCAGUCUGCCGUGGAGGCCGCCAAGAACCAGAAAGCCAGCCUAGCCUCGCGCUUCACCCCGCUGAACGCCUUGCAGACGCCCUUCAGCCAGGCGCCCGCGCAGCCGCUCCCCGCCGGCUCUGUCCCGGCCAUGGCCCCCAAGCUGCCGCCCUCCUCCCAACCCAGCCUGGUGUCCACCGUCACCACCGGCUCCAGCCUGCUGACCCAGCCGCCCGGCCAGCCCCCCCCGCAGCCCGGGGCCCCAGCCAUGCCCAGCAGCGUGGCGCCCAGCAGUGUCAGCGUGACCCCCCCGGCGGCCCCCCAGCUGGGGGCGGCCCAGCUGUCGGGGGCCCAGCAGUCGGUCACCAACAAGGUGCUGGCCUGGAACGGGGUGCUGGAGUGGCAGGAGAAGCCCAAACCGGCCUCGGUGGACUCCAGCACCAAACUGACCCGGUCGCUGCCCUGCCAGGUGUACGUCAACCCCGGGGAGAACCUGAAAACGGAUCAGUGGCCCCAGAAGUUGAUCAUGCAGCUCAUCCCGCAGCAGUUGUUGACCACGCUGGGCCCCCUGUUCCGCAAUUCCCGCAUGGUGCAAUUCCACUUCACCAACAAGGACCUGGAGUCGCUCAAGGGGCUUUACCGCAUCAUGGGCAACGGCUUCGCGGGCUGCGUGCACUUCCCCCACACGGCGCCCUGUGAGGUCCGGGUGCUGAUGCUGCUCUACUCGUCCAAGAAGAAAAUCUUCAUGGGGCUGAUUCCCUACGACCAGAGCGGCUUCGUCAACGGCAUCCGGCAGGUCAUCACCAACCACAAGCAGGUGCAGCAGCAGAAGAUCGAGCAGCAGCGCAGCAUGGCCGGCCAGCAGGUGAGCCCCGCCAUGGCCCCGGUCCCCAUCAUGGACGACCAGCAGCGGCAGCAAAGUCUGUUGCAGCUCCGGGUGCAGCAGCAGCAGGCGGCAGCCACGCAGCAGCAGGCGGCCCCAGCUGCCCCCCAGCCCCCCCCGGCCCCUGGCCCCCCCCAGGCUGGGCCGCAGGCCACGCAGGGGGGGGCCCUGCUGCGACCCCAGAACCCCGGCGCCAACCCCCAGCUCCGCAGCCUCCUGCUCAGCCAGCAGCCGCCCCAGACUGGAGUCCCGCAGUCCCAGCAGCCCUUGCACCACCUGCAGCAGGCGUCCCAGGGGCUGCUGCCCCAUCAGGCCAUGGGGCAGCCUAUGGGGCAGCCGCCGCUGCAGCUCCCUGGCCAGCCGCUCAUGCACCAGGCGCCCGGGCAGCAAUGGCCAGGCCAGAUGGCCCCGCGGGCCCCACUGCCAGGUCAGAUGCUGAUGCCCCCGGGGCCCCGCGGCCCCGGCCCCCAGCCCGGCCUGCAGCCACCCAGCGUCAUGGAAGACGACAUCCUCAUGGACCUGAUCUGAGAGCAGCGCCCCCUGUGUGUGUGGGGGUGUCUGCACCUGUCAAUAAACCUCCUGCUGUCCCCA
This is a messenger RNA of Mauremys mutica (yellowpond turtle), 2488 nucleotides long. It is a transcript of the gene MED25, whose product is annotated as mediator complex subunit 25. The record is from RefSeq and is a predicted model, not a curated record. Gene Ontology annotation, cellular component: transcription regulator complex; mediator complex. The transcript has 19 exons. Bases 176 to 2425 code for a protein of 749 amino acids. Gene Ontology annotation, biological process: positive regulation of transcription by RNA polymerase II. NCBI's taxonomy places the organism in Eukaryota, Metazoa, Chordata, Testudines, Geoemydidae.